AUUGCAUGCACAUGCAUCUUUCUCAUCGGGGAAAUUCCCGGCCAUGAGUAAAUGAUUAUAAACAAUGUCUGUAAUUUAUAAUUGUCAAGUUCCUCGUCUGGUGUUCGUCCUGACCUGAAUUGGAUGAAGCAGGAUUUAGGGACCAGCGAACAAGAUAUACGCACAACUGUUGUGCAAUACUACCCGCCUUUGCAAAUUUCCGAGGUGUUGCAACCAUCGCCGCAUAGUACGUGACACCUUAUGAACGGUUGCAAGCAGCGAUUACAGCCCUUCAUUUUCUGUGGUCAGGAAAAGAUACAUGUACGUAGUUUCUGGCUCUACACAGUCUCCAGGAGGUAGGCCUACCGUGACCAAUUUGAAGAGUCAUCAUUUAAUAUCUUUAGUCUUCCGAGUGCAUUUCCAUGCAACUUGAGUCCGUUGAAACUGAUCGCUGCGACACGAAACGGUGAAUGAUGGCUACUGCUUCUGCUAAAACUAAGGUAGGGUUGCCUUGGUGCACGGCUAUGAGUCCAAGGGAGCUGGAGACCUGGUAUAACGAAAACAUCCAGCAUGGGACUGACGACUUUGACCGAGACUGCCGCAGAGCCGUGGACGAGGUGGUGCGGUCUGUCCAUAGGAUUUGCUCUUCGAAUGGCGUUUUAUUUGACGUGGACAGAGUUAUCAAGGGCGGAUCUCUUGGAAAAGGCACCAUGGUCAAGGAUUUGUCCGAUGUAGACCUGAUUGCUUUCAUCAACCCGCCCCACCUCAAGCCGAUCGUCACAUUGGGCCCCACACACUACCGGAAACAGCUGGAGGGAGUGAUCCGGGACUUGGAAGGGGCGCUGCGCCAGUUGUCCUUCGUUAAGAAUAUCAGCAGAAACGACUUCUUGGUCAACUUCACCAUCGGAAACUUGGGCCCCACAAAGCGGUCGCUUGGCGUGGACCUACUGCCCACCGCCGACAACUGUCUGGGGCACGGUAGAGCUCACUCUGAUAUGUUCAGAGCCAUGCUGCAAUUACCUAACGGCUACGACCGGGAAUUCUACUCCGCCUCCUUGGCCGAGCAUCAGCUGAAGUUCGUGGCGGAGAAGCCGGGCUACGUGAAGGCGCUGAUCCGCCUGGUGAAAUACUGGGCCUACGAGUGCCUCCCGGAAAAACUGCAGACGUCCUACCCGCUGGAGUUGAUCACCAUCUACCGCUGGGAGAAUGCCGGGAAACCUGUUCACUUCAGCAAGGCGCAGGGGCUGAAGGACGUCCUGCAGGUGCUGACGAACUUGAGAGGGCUACGCCACUUCUGGACCUACCUCUAUGACGCGUCGUUGGCGAAUCAGGCGAUCAAGCAACUCGACUAUGUGAAUCCGAUAGUUCUGGACCCAGCCAACCCAAACAAUAACGCGUGUUGGGUGUACCAGAAGAGAGGCAACAAUGUCCGUGAGGUUGAGGAUUCCGCUCGAGCUACCUUGAAGUGCGCUCUUCUGAAAGAUGUCGUCGUCACGCCCAACUGGGGAGCCUAACUUCACAGUCUGGCCAGAAACAAUUCACGUAAUGCCGCAAAAAUGAUAAUAAAUACAUGUAGGUAAAUUAGGCUGAGUCACUGAUCUUCCCAUGUUGACUAAAUAACGCUAGAUCAAGAGCUAAAGUCACUAGCAUGACUGAUGUCAAUGAGAGACUCGAGCUUUCAGUCAUAGUUGGCUGUCAAAUCCGGACUUUUACAGGCCGUGUUGCACGGACUCAGUGUUUUAAGGAAACAUUUCCGCCAGUGGAAUUACUGUCAAACAUGUCCCAUAUCUUUAGCUAAGGAAUUAUUUAGUUAUCUCCCCAGUACUGCGCGAAAAGUUGGAAAAAUUACAGCACCUCAUCUUGAAGCCGACUUGGUGGUAUUUAUCUUUGAUUGACCAAGCAAUCGAGUCAUAAUUAAGUGGCUUAAGUUGUCUUGUGCGUCCAACGCUAUCCAGUUAAAAAAUAGAGUUCAAUGAGACGCGUUGAAAUUACAUUGGAACACUGUUACAACAAAAUCCUUGGUAUGCAAAUUUCCAUGCUACAAUAUUUACCUUGUAUUAUCAGUAAUGGAAAACACAGAAAAACAAAGACAUGGGACCUAAAAGUGUCUUUGUUAUAAAUAUGACCUUACAGUGCUCUUCUUAUCUGUGUUCAACUGUACUUUGUUUGGCUGGGAAUGAGGUUAACCCAGUUCGAAAGUGUGACGUCACUUUAGUUUAAACCACGCCCACUGCACAUAGUGCAACGUAAAAUCACGGAACCAGAAGUUAACUUGAGAGCUCAUCCGGAGCUUACAGUCAGUGGUGCGUUCGCGUGUAUGACGAAGUCACUUAAGAACCGAAUAGCAAGCAGCUACCGCUGUUUUCCCAGAGGUUUGUGUCUUACUACCAGCGAAGACCAAGGUAUGCCAAGUACCGGUAGUGUUAAGCUGGCUUUUGUCGUAGUGGUAAACCGAGGAAGGCUCAAAUGAGAUUAGAUUCGUUAAAUUCUGCAAAAGUUUCACAGCGGAAAAAAAAAGGAGCAAUAGGAACUAAUUUAGGUGAAUAAAAGGGUUGCCAAGAGCGGAUCCAGAACAAGAUUUUUGGGGAGCAAAAUAUUGUUUUGAGGAGCAGGAGAGUAUUGACCAUUUUAAUGUAACCUAGAUAUAGGCUUAUCGGGGUAAUUUGGUGCUUUCUACGAGCUUUUGGAAGGAAAGGAAAAGAAACAGACCAACGUAUUGCUUCUCUCUCUUUAUUAAAAGGUUCUUUGCUGCUUUCUUUGGGGGCUUGAGAAUCCACCACCCCCCGAUUCGCCACUGAUUAGAGCACAUCGUUACCAAGGUAAAUGAGCAUUUGAAGCGGACAUAUUUAGAACCUUUUAUUUCCUUUUUUUAUUCCUUAAGUACAUACGAGUGAGUCUGUUAAAUUGAAAUUAUUUGUUCAGGUUUACGCAAAUUAGUAAUUGAAAUGAAUUAAAUUCGAAAAUUGUAAGCCCUUUGUACGGUAAGUACCAGUCUCCUCAUUGAAAGACAGAUAAGGGGACACAAUGCAUUAGCCUACAUACCCUCACGAGCUCUGCCUAGAUUAGGAACAUUGAGUAAAACAGAGGUUUUUUAUGCAGUGAUAUUUAGCAUCGCCACCAGGCCUUUUUCGUUCUUGGUAAUAUUCUAUUUUUAUGCUCAAGGUUAUUUUUGGCAAUGCGACUUUAUUUGUGUAAUAUUGAAUUUUCACCAGCACGAGCAGCCAUCUCUCACACAGUUGACUCACUGCCUCAAUCAGUCCUAUUUUAUCCUAUAACAUCUCGCUUUAUGUGACAGCCAGUAUCAAUAUACUCAUACUGAAUAAUAAAGAGUCAUUGGAUUGAAAGACUAGUUAAAUUUGCAUGCAAAGUAACAGACCUGUUCGGGAAUAUUUACAUCGUGCUUGUGAAUAAUGUCUCAUUUUGCAUCUUGAGUUGAUCUUGGCAUUACAUGUAUUGUGACUUUAGAUGGAAUAUUGCUGAUACGGGGACAUACGGUUCAUGGGGGUUCACUGCCUCCUUAAACAAUUGAUUGAUCUGGAAGAUGGCCCAAGGCGACUGGUCAUAAUUUCUCUUGUCAUUAUUAUAUAUGUCUUUGAUCUCACUAUCAGCCGUUAACCCUGACUAGUGAAAAAAUGAGAAACAGAGGGGAAGCGCAGUUUUAUUGAUAUCUCUCAAGCCUUUAAUCAGUCAAAUUGGAGACUGGAGGGUGAGGCUACGGUUGAAUGGCUAGGCCUGCACAUGAUACUGGGAAUGAAGGAUUCAUUUUGCUCAGCAGAAGCGGACCAAGAAGGGACAAAAUACAGCGACAAGGUCCCCAUUCACGAAUUUAGGGUCACACCUCCGAGGAAAACUAAGACUUCAGAGGCCUGAUGUUGUAAUGACUUGUUCAAAACAAGAGCUACCCUGGCCGCCUGCAGCUAAAAAAUUGGUUUAAAAGUGGUUGGAUUUUCUUACAACUUAACUUCCGACAAAUUCUGAAAUGGUAAAUGACCUUAGUAGUGCUUGUCACAGUAGGUUUAUAUUUGUCAUAGUACUUCUUUGAAAUAAUGACGUUCAAAAACUGUACACUUUACGUUUCACUUGACUCCAAAAGAUUCCAAACAGUUUUCAGAAACUGAAGAAGAGUUUAGACGUGCACAAAAAAGUGAUUCUUAGAGAAAACAUUGCAUCGUUUCUCUGAAGAAAGUAGGAUAACUAUUAAAGCUAUAGGUAUAGACAGAAACCGUUGUGGAUUAAAAUACCUGCGAAAAACAAGAUAAUUUAAAUAAUUUAUCAUAUCUGCAAAGCUUUUCGAACUGUGUGUGUUUAUGCACGAGAUUUUCACUUAAUCGUUGUACUAAAUUAGUUUCCACUCUUUUAGGAGAAAUUUCUUCAGAUAUUAUUUUUAACCAUUACCGGUAACUGACCCCGAAUGAAGUAGUGAAGAGAUGCUAUUUCAGAAUAAUGGUUCUUGAUGCUUAACAGUGGAGAGAUAUUCCGAUGUCUUUGCACCACAAAGAUCUAAGUUCCUUGUAUUUCUUGUAUAAUACUGAUAGGUAUCCUUCGUAAAAAGAAUGCAAAGCGAAGAAGGUAAUAAAUUCCUAAAAAAGUAAGGA
Acanthaster planci (crown-of-thorns starfish) is the source of this 4574-nucleotide messenger RNA. RefSeq names its product 2'-5'-oligoadenylate synthase 3-like. The record is from RefSeq and is a predicted model, not a curated record. Lineage: Eukaryota; Metazoa; Echinodermata; Asteroidea; Valvatida; Acanthasteridae.